Molecule: messenger RNA, 566 nt
Organism: Perca flavescens (yellow perch)
Lineage: Eukaryota; Metazoa; Chordata; Actinopteri; Perciformes; Percidae
Gene: polr2j
Product: RNA polymerase II subunit J
Exons: 3
Coding region: 152-505 (117 amino acids)
Biological process (GO): transcription by RNA polymerase II
Cellular component (GO): RNA polymerase II, core complex
Molecular function (GO): protein dimerization activity; DNA binding
Source: RefSeq, a predicted model, not a curated record
AGCCCUAAAGAAGAAGGAGAAGAAGGAGAAGUGUUCCCGGUUGAUCCUCCGCUCAGACCGGAAAGAAGAGAACAUAGAUACAUUUACAGUAUAUAUAUAUAUAUAUAUAUAUCUAUCUAUAUAUAUGUAUCUAUAUCUAUGAGAAGAGAAGAUGAACGCGCCUCCCGCCUUCGAGUCGUUCCUGCUGUUUGAAGGAGAGAAGAAGAUCUGCAUCACCAAAGACACCAAGGUCCCAAACGCCUGUCUGUUCACUCUGAAUAAGGAGGACCACACGCUGGGCAACAUCAUCCGAGCUCAGCUGUUGAAGGAUCCUCAGGUUCUGUUUGCUGGUUAUAAAGUUCCUCAUCCUCUGGAACACAAAAUCGUCAUCAGAGUGCAGACAACACCGGACUACAGUCCACAGGAGGCGUUUACGAACGCCAUCACUGACCUGAUCAGCGAGCUGUCUCUGCUGGAGGAACGCUUCAGAGUCGCUAUCAAAGACAAACAGGAAGGCAUUGAGUGAUGAUGUCACUUCCUGUCUCACUAUGGGUUGUUUUGUAAAUAAAGUGUGUGAUGUCACAGCA